UAACAAAAGACAUAUACUACUUACUCAAUUAUAUAUCUUCUUGUACAUAAAAGACAACUUUAAUUUGUAAAAGACAAAUGGUGAUCGCCUGCGAUGAGCUUGAAGGUACUCUUCAUCAGGUCAACACUGAGAGUUCCAUGGACAAACCAGCCGGCAGAUCAUCCUCUGGAGGAUGGAAAUCGGCUAGGCUUAUCAUCGGUGUUGAAAUGGCGGAGCAGUUUGCCUUUUGCGGUAUAUCGUCGAACCUGAUAACGUACUUGACGGGACCAUUGGGGGAGUCAACAGCUGCAGCUGCGGCCAAUGUCAACGCAUGGACUGGAACAGUGUCGUUUUUGCCUCUUCUCUGGGGCUUUAUUGCUGACUCGUUCCUCGGACGUUUUCGUACCAUUGUGAUCUCGUCUUCUCUCUAUAUCUUGGGACUUGGGUUGCUGUCUUUUUCAGCCAUGACUACUUCAAACACCAAAGAUUCAAAUCAGUUCCGAGUAAUUCUCUUUUUCUGUUCUCUGUAUCUUAUAGCAAUAGGACAAGGCGGUUACAAACCGUGUAUUAAGGUAUUUGGAGCUGAUCAGUUGGAUGGAAAUGAUGUAAAAGAGGCAAAAGCCAAGAGUUCUUACUUUAACUGGUUGAUGUUUGGAAGUUGUGUUAGCAUAUUGAGCACUCGUUUGGUCUCUAGCUACAUUCAAGAGUACCUAAAUUGGUUCUUAGGUUUUGGUAUUCCAAGUGUUUUCAUGCUACUUUCUCUGUUUCUCUUCCUCAUUGGAACUAAGAGUUACCGCUAUAACACUACAAGAGUAGGAAAGAAGAACCCUUUUGCUAGAAUCAUUCAUGUUUUCAUUGAGGCUUUAAAGAACAGAGGACAACAAACUUUAGAUCUUUAUAACCCGAACGAAACCUUCCUUCUCCUUGCUGACCAGAGUUCCAAGCAAUUCAGAUUCCUCGACAAGGCAGCGAUUUCGUGUAGUUUGGCUGAAAUCGAAGAUGCCAAAGCAGUGCUUAAGCUUGUUCCCAUAUGGAUGACUUGCUUAGUCUACGCUGUUAUAUGUGCACAGUCCCAUACUUUCUUCACAAAGCAAGGAGCCAAAAUGGACAGGUCAAUAUUACCAGGACUCUUAGUCCCUGCAGCUACACUCCAAUGUUUCAUAAGCCUAACAAUGGUCAUUUUCAUCCCACUUUACGACCGUCUACUCGUCCCGGUGGCAAGAUCUUUCACUCAGAACCCAUCAGGAAUCACAAUGCUUCAAAGGAUUGGCACAGGGAUCUUCCUCUCCAUUCUUGCUAUAGUAGUAGCCGCCUUGGUUGAGACUCAAAGGCUCCAGACCGCUCGGGAUGAUGUCAAAAUACUGAUGAGUGUGUGGUGGUUGGUUCCGCAAUACGUUAUCUUUGGAGCCGCAGACGUGUUCACUAUGGUGGGUUUGCAAGAGUUCUUCUACGACCAAGUCCCUAGUGAGCUUAGAAGUGUUGGCAUGGCUCUAAAUCUAAGCAUAUACGGGGUCGGCAAUUUUUUAAGCAGCUUCAUGAUAUCAAUCAUUGACAAAGUCACGAGCCAAUCUGGUCAAACGAGUUGGUUCGAUAACGACUUAAACCAGGCUCAUCUAGAUUAUUUCUACUGGCUACUCGCUUGUCUUAGCUCCACUGGUUUAGCCUCCUACUUGUGGUUCGCUAAGUCGUAUGUCUACAAUAGACCAAACACUUCUAAAAACGUCAUAUAGUCAUCACUCAUCAGUCUUCUUUAACUGAAUUUGCUUUUGAGAAUUGUGAUAGCAUAUUCGGUAUCUAGGUGUAAAUGGUUUUCUUGCUUUAUUAAAAAACACUGAAUUGUUUUUUCCA
Camelina sativa (false flax) is the source of this 1827-nucleotide messenger RNA. RefSeq names its product protein NRT1/ PTR FAMILY 5.11-like. The record is from RefSeq and is a predicted model, not a curated record. Lineage: Eukaryota; Viridiplantae; Streptophyta; Magnoliopsida; Brassicales; Brassicaceae. Gene Ontology annotation, molecular function: dipeptide transmembrane transporter activity; tripeptide transmembrane transporter activity. Gene Ontology annotation, biological process: transmembrane transport; dipeptide transport. Gene Ontology annotation, cellular component: membrane.